AUGGGGUAUUUCCCUGAUAUAUACCAACACGCCAAACUCAAAUUAAUCCCCAAGCCUAAAAAGCAACCAACAGACCCUAAUAACUAUAGACCAAUCUCCCUGCUUGAAGUUCCAGGCAAAUUAUUUGAAAAGUUCAUUAACAAAAGACUUCAAAAUCAUCUAGAAACACAUAACCUCAUCCCUACAACACAACAUGGAUUUAGACAAAAAAGAUCGACUAACACAGCCAUAGCAACACUCUCAGAAACACUCAGCAACGCUCUCACAACAAACAAAGUUACUACAGUUGUUACUCGGGAUAUAUCUAAAGCUUUUGAUAAACCAAGUCCACCCUGCUGCUAUCCUCCAACCACCCGGCCAAGGCGACGCGGUCGGCUACGGGCGAAUCUUCCGGCAGCUGCCCCUUCACCGGUGUCGCCGCCUCCAGCAGCAGACCCCGGCCCCUGCUUCGACGCUGACCGGUCGCCACCCCGCCGGCCGCCCCCCCCAGCCGCCCGUACGCCGCCCCCAGCCGCCCGUAUGCCGCCCCCAGCCGCCCGUACGCCGCCCCCCGCCGCCCGGCCGCCUUCACGGCGCCUCCCCCCCGCGGCACUCUCCAGCUGA
Messenger RNA from Scylla paramamosain (green mud crab), 603 nucleotides. RefSeq lists its product as uncharacterized. The record is from RefSeq and is a predicted model, not a curated record. The transcript is spliced from 2 exons. NCBI's taxonomy places the organism in Eukaryota, Metazoa, Arthropoda, Malacostraca, Decapoda, Portunidae. Bases 1 to 603 code for a protein of 200 amino acids.